AUGAAUGACGACACAGGUCGCGAUUUUGACGAGCUUCGCGCUUCACGGCCAACGUCAUUGGUGAGCGAACUUCUCGAAAUCCAGAAGUACCAAAGAAAUUGUCCACGAGAUUUCACGCAGGUGCGGUCGUUGAAAUGUUUGUCACCAAGGCAGCAAACCCUCAAAGUCCCUGAUCCAACCUUAUUCAAAGUCACUUUGCCAGAAGAUGAUGGAAAGUUCGCUGCAGUCUCAUAUGUGUGGAAUCCGUCAGCAUAUGAAAAUGAUACGACAGGAAGAUAUCGCAUCAUGCCAGAACAUCCCGGCAGACCUAAGCGCUCCAAAGUACGAGAUGUUAUUCUUGAUCGUGUCGUCAGGUACACCGUCUCUGGCAAUAUACCAGCAUUUUGGAUUGAUCAAGAAUGUAUCAACCAGAGUGACGAAAAAGCAAAAAUUGCUGCCAUGCAGUCUAUGGACAUAAUUUACCGCCGCAGUCAAUAUCCUGUCGGUGUGCUGUCAACUCCUGUGCGGUGCCAACGAGAAAUUGAUUGCUUGCUGGAGCUACUGAAUGGAGAACUUGUUACCCAGCAGUGGUCAUUACAUGGCCCCAAGCUAACUGCCGAGGUCAACAUUGAGAAAGCCCGAGACAUACUAGAUGUCCUUUUCAGAGUCAUGUGCGAUCCUUGGUGGGGUCGCCGCUGGAUUUCUCAGGAGGAAUACUGUGCUAUGGACCGUAUGCGUCUCUUGAUUCCCCACAAGCUUGGAUUACGCAAAGCACGUGGGGGACGGAUAUUCGGCAAUAUCGAUGGGGAGCUAUCCAUUAACGCUGCUUGUUUCCGCCAGCAGGUUACUCUGUUCUGCAUUGCCUGUCACCGCCAAGAAAUCUGGACUUCGACAAGGGAGAAAUGGCGAUGCAGAUUGGUAUUGAGACGAGCAAAGAAAUACAACAUGCUACAGAAGUAUGGAUGGAUAGUCGGUGACUAUAGUGACGGUCGGGCAAUGUCUACAAGAAUCUUGGCCGAUAUCUCUCGUCGUUCAGCUAAGAUACCGUCAGAUACUUUGGCAAUCGUUGCGAACUGCUGUGGAUACGCAACACGGUUAGAUGUCGAGACCCUCAGCAAGGCCCGGUUGCGUAGUUUGAGUCUGGCAAUUCUUGCUUUAUUCGUCCUCAAUGGCGAAAUUCUUCGCAAUGACACGAAUGAAGAUGUUCCAUGCACCGUCGUUGACUUUCUCAAAAGACAGUCUUUCCAGGGGUUUGAUCCACCAAGAGACGAUAGGAAGUUAACCUUUAUGAAACGUUGCCGACUGAGUGAUGUUGUGUUGUCCGAGGAAGGAAUCAAGACGCAUGGAUAUUGCUGGACAAGAUGCAAGAUUUUCAUGCCGAGAUGUCUUGCGUCGUCAGAAAAGGGAGCACAAUGGCAUCAAGACAUCCUCCGUCAACUCGCCGAACAGCUACAUGGUUCGUAUCGUCGAUUAGCUGAUAACAUUAGGAAGUACCUGCAAGGUACAAUGCCUGGCAAUAUGAAGACAGCGGGCCUGCGGGAGAUAUUCAAGAGUAUGGCUGAGGGAGUCGCCGAGGCGGUGGAAGCCGGCCGACCGCUCAUCCUCGCUCAGCUCGCAGGCCACGAUCAAAUCUGGGCGGUUUUCGUUGCAACCACACGCCAUCACACACGCUCGCAUAUAUUUACAAGCUGUGAACCUGCAGAAGGCAGGUCGUCUGGAUCUCGGAGUCGACCGCUUGAUAAGUAUGUAUCACUGCAAGUGGUUACAAGUGGAAACGCAGACAGCGGCAUUCCUCGCCUUAGGACUGGUUCGUGGGUCAACGGUCUUUGGUUUGUUGAUCGUAUUAGGCCGCAAGAAGUCAUAUUUCCGUGGCCGCGCUUUCUGUCUGAAGAAUAA
This is a messenger RNA of Cladophialophora bantiana CBS 173.52, 1875 nucleotides long. RefSeq lists its product as uncharacterized. The record is from RefSeq and is a predicted model, not a curated record. The transcript has a single exon. Lineage: Eukaryota; Fungi; Ascomycota; Eurotiomycetes; Chaetothyriales; Herpotrichiellaceae. Bases 1 to 1875 code for a protein of 624 amino acids.